AUGUCCAGGGUAGCCCUCGAUGGGGGUAGGGCUUUGUAUUUUCUCACAUCUGCGUUUACCAAAUCCACACUUUUUGCAACCAUCAUCACCAUCACAUUCACAUUCACAUUCACAACCACCACCAUCGCCAUCACCACCACCAAAAUGCAGCCCGAAAGGCCAAAUCUCGAUGGCGUCAUGGCGCUCAUGCGCCAGUGGAUGGACCAGGACAAUAGUCCUGGUCUAAAUAUUGUUAUCCAGAGUUUCCCUGGUCAGCAGGGUGAGCCAAUCGAUCCCAACAACCUGGAGGGAUGGGCCAAUGAGGACGACCCUUUGCCCGCCUCCCCCUCUUCCGAUUCCCUCGCCUCUGCCUCCUCCGCCUCCUCCUCCAGCAGCAGCAGCAGCGACAGCAGCGACAGUAGCGACAGUAGCGACGGCGGCGACAGUAGCGACAGCAGUAGCAACGUGUCCUCCGAGGAGGAAGGGGAGCAAUCCCAAAACUAG
Molecule: messenger RNA, 483 nt
Organism: Clonostachys rhizophaga
Lineage: Eukaryota; Fungi; Ascomycota; Sordariomycetes; Hypocreales; Bionectriaceae
Source: the annotation of a GenBank genome assembly